Messenger RNA from Soboliphyme baturini, 521 nucleotides. The record is from the annotation of a GenBank genome assembly. NCBI's taxonomy places the organism in Eukaryota, Metazoa, Nematoda, Enoplea, Dioctophymatida, Soboliphymatidae.
AUGGCCGAAGAAUCGGUGCUGGUUUUGGCUAAGUUCAUGAAACCACCAUAUGUUUCAUUUCCAGAAGUAGUUGUUGGCGGAGUCAGGUUCGUGGAAUUAUCAGUGGUAAACGAAGCCUCUUUCAACGUUACCGUGAAGGUCGAGAAAUUUCCAUGGAAAAGGGGUGACUUGACUGUCUCCCGCACCGAAUUUGGAGUUUGCGCCAACGGGAAAGAAAACCUGACUUUUACCUGGCGCCCGAUGACCGAUGGCAACAUGCGAGAAACAGUGUUGUUUUACGUCAGCAGCUCCAUGGGCAUCGGCUUCAAGGUUCAGGCAAUUCUCCUGGGCAGUUGUAGCUGUGCCGAAGAUACGACAAAUAAAGAGUCAUUGGUUAAAAUGCGUAAGCGAAUGGCAUCGAAGUGUGAAACGGCGCUCACCGCUACGAAAAGAAGGCGGUAUCUUAAGCAAGAAUCUGCGGUUCGUCAGCCGUUUUCUAGCGUCCAAAAUUCAGGUAAGCUAAUUUGUAUGCGUUUAUAAGC